AUGGCGCCAACGGGGCCCAGAUCAUCGACGACGCAACGGAGACCUAGCCCCGCGCCCGCUGCCGAAGAGCCUCUCCCGCCGAGGGGACCCAACCCGGGCAAUUUGAAUGUCUCGAACCAGUAUACGUUCGAGCAGGACAUACGGCGAUUGCAGAAGGAGUACGGAUGUGACCCCGCCAGAGAAGACAGUUAUAGGAUACAAGGUGUUCAGCUGAUUGAGUCCGUUCGUCAGGCCUUGCGUCUGCCCGUCAAAACCUUUACUACAGCGUGCACUUACUACCACCUGUUCCGCCUCUGCCAUCGAGACGCCGAGUACAACUACCAGGACGCGUCCCUUGCUUCGCUAUUCAUGGCAUGCAAGGUGGAAGAUACUAUCAAAAAGUCCCGCGAAAUCUUAUGCGCCGCAUACAACACCAAGAACCCAACGCAACCGACAACGCAGGACGACAAGAUGUUUGAGAACCCGCACAAAAUCAUCAUCGGACUGGAGCGUCAUAUUCUCGAAACGAUAGGAUUCGAUUUUCGGGUGCGAUAUCCCCAGAAGGUUCUGGUCAAGAUGGUCCGCCAUAUGUUCGACGCGGACGAAGCCCGCGACGUCCUUGCUAUGGCUUACGACAUGUCCGUGGACAUGUACAAGACGUUUUCCCCUAUCAAAGCUUCCACAUUCACCAUGGUCUUGGCCUGCAUCGAGCUGACGGUAAUGCUCAAGGGCAUUGACCCGGCCCGGGUGCAGUGUUUGGACCUGAGAAGGUAUCACACUACCAGAGAAAGUAUCGUUGAGGUUAUGCUAGACCUCCUGGAUAUGUACACGCAAUUCGCCAAGCACACCAAAGUCGGCAUGAGAUUCGAGCUGUCGAAAUUCAUCGAUAUCAAGAUUAAGCUGAACCAGGAAGUCGAGAACAGCGAGAGCUCUGUGCGGCGGUCCGCAGUGUGGUGCGACAGGUGCGAGGAUGACGAGAAGGUCAAGUACCCAAUCACGCCCGGGUCCGCCACCUCACCUGCGACUACGGGAUCAUGGCCUGGGAAUAAGCGAUCGAGGCCAGGCCAGGAGCCGCAAGCGAUGCGCUUUGUCUACGAUGCGGAAGAGGCCAGGAAGGAAAGGGAGACCAACGACGAGCAUCUCAAAGAUGAGUACGAGGAAUACGAGAUCGAGGUAGAAGAGAAGAUUCCGGAACCUGAGCCUCGCCAUAACCAUGGGAGAGACAGGGGCCGACAUCAGGGGCACCGAAACCAUCAUGACAAUUGGGGGCCGUACCCGAGAAAUCGUCACGACCGACACAAAGGUGGCCGCAAGGGAGGCUACUACUGA
This is a messenger RNA of Diaporthe citri, 1308 nucleotides long. RefSeq lists its product as uncharacterized. Gene Ontology annotation, molecular function: cyclin-dependent protein serine/threonine kinase activator activity. Gene Ontology annotation, biological process: regulation of transcription by RNA polymerase II; positive regulation of DNA-templated transcription, elongation. The transcript is spliced from 3 exons. Gene Ontology annotation, cellular component: nucleus; cyclin/CDK positive transcription elongation factor complex. The record is from RefSeq and is a predicted model, not a curated record. Lineage: Eukaryota; Fungi; Ascomycota; Sordariomycetes; Diaporthales; Diaporthaceae. Bases 1 to 1308 code for a protein of 435 amino acids.